AUGCACCCCAAGUCCUCGUCGCAGCUCGAAGAAGAUGCUGCAGGGACAGAGACUCCGUCUGGCGUAAGUGAUACCAGUGCAGAGCAUGGUCUAGCUUCGCCGGUGUUUAAAGCAUCAGUUGUCCAGCGUGCAGCCAGCCCUCAGUUUGCUGGCUCUGCCAAAGAUGACCUGACAUUUAGUGCUAAACCAGACACGCUGAGAAUAGAAACGAGCUCGAAUGAUGGCUAUCAAACGCCUAGCUCGCGAUCUACCUUGCGCCUCUCUUGUAUCCUCCUUGCUCUCUUCCUAUCACUCUUUGUGGCUGCCCUCGAUGCAACCAUAGUUGCUACGGCAGUUCCGGUCAUAACGCAUGAGCUAUCAUCAGCGACCGGAUACUCCUGGGUUGGCGGCGCAUAUCUCAUUGGCAAUGCUGUAGGAAGUCCAAUCUGGGCCAAAUUGAGCGACAUUUGGGGCCGAAAGAUGAUUAUGCUAAGCGCUGUCAGCAUUUUCUUCGCCAGCAGUACUGUUUGUGCUACGGCCACGACUAUGAGGACACUUAUAGCCGGCCGAGCAUUGCAGGGUGUAGCAGGUGGUGGUCUGAUACUGCUUGUCCAUGUGGUGAUCAGUGACUUGUUCAGCGUCCGAAAGAGAUCCUUGUUCAUGGGAAUAACCGAAGGCGUCUGGGCAGUCGCUGGUGGCACAGGACCCCCUCUGGGAGGUCUCUUCAGCGACCUGGUCUCCUGGCGUUGGUGCUUCUACAUCAAUCUACCUAUUUGUGGUAUUGCCUUCCUACUGCUCUUCUGUUUCUUAGAUGUUCGACAUGAAAAGACCAGCUUCAAGACAGGGCUCAAAGCUGUCGAUUGGUUCGGGAUCAUCAGCUUCUUAGCCUUCUCCCUUAUGGUUCUUCUGGGUCUAGAUUUCGGCGGAGACGUUUUUGCUUGGAACAGUGCCAAAGUCAUCUGCUUGAUCGUGAUCGGAACCUGUAUGCUCGGCGUCUUUAUCUACUCAGAAGCUAAGCUGGCGAAGCAUCCCUUGAUCCCAUUGGCACUUUUCAGAGACAGGAGCAACCUGGCAGCAAUAGGCGUUGGGGCUUUCCAUGGCCUUGCAUUCAUGCCAGGUGAGUACUAUACGCCGCUCUACCUUCAGGGCGUCAAGCAGUAUUCUCCUGUCCGGUCUGGUGUGCUCCUCAUCCCGCUGGUGGUUGCUACUGCAUGCGUUGGUGUUCUUGCCGGCGUCAUCAUCCACAGAACAGGAAGAUACAGAGAACUCAUCUGGGUGGGUGCAUUUCUACUCACUCUAGCCAACGGCUUGUUUAUCAUGUUGGAUCGUGAUACUUCACUUGGCAAAUUCAUUGGCUUCACCAUCAUCUUUGGUUGUGGUUCCGGCAUGCUUUUCGAAGCACCACUUAUUGCCAUCCAAAGUCGAUCGAGGCAGGAAGACGUUGCCACCGCGACCUCGACAUUCAGUUUCUGUCGUUCCAUCGCCCUUUCAGUCUCAGUGAUUAUUGGCGGCGUUGUCUUUCAAAAUGGCAUGGACGCGCAAUCCGGUAAUCUCAGCCGAGCCGGUCUACGAGCAGAGGCUGUAGAGGCAUUGAGUGGUAAGGAGGCAGCCGCCAACGUUGCUUUGGCGGGUCAACUGACAGACGCCAUGCAACGACGUGCAGCUGAGCGCGCUUUUUCAUGGGCAAUGCGGAAUAUGUGGAUCAUGUAUACAGUUCUGGCGUUCCUAGGACUGCUUUGUGGUGUCUUUGUAGCGAAGGCUCAGUUGAGCAGGUCUCACGUCGAGACAGUGACAGGAAUUAAGGCCGAGAAGUCAGGGACGACCGAAGACAUCGAACUGACUUGA
Messenger RNA from Lithohypha guttulata, 1824 nucleotides. RefSeq lists its product as uncharacterized. The record is from RefSeq and is a predicted model, not a curated record. Lineage: Eukaryota; Fungi; Ascomycota; Eurotiomycetes; Chaetothyriales; Trichomeriaceae. Gene Ontology annotation, molecular function: transmembrane transporter activity. Gene Ontology annotation, cellular component: plasma membrane. The coding region runs from base 1 to 1824 and encodes 607 amino acids. The transcript is spliced from 3 exons. Gene Ontology annotation, biological process: transmembrane transport.